This is a messenger RNA of Humulus lupulus (European hop), 3716 nucleotides long. RefSeq lists its product as uncharacterized. The transcript is spliced from 6 exons. Bases 152 to 3514 code for a protein of 1120 amino acids. Lineage: Eukaryota; Viridiplantae; Streptophyta; Magnoliopsida; Rosales; Cannabaceae. The record is from RefSeq and is a predicted model, not a curated record.
AAAGAAAGAGAGUGACUUCUUUGAUCACUUUCCAUAGGGAAGUAAAAGACGCAAUUGACACACAGAAGAAAACACUGCCACCACUCUCUCUCUCUCUUGGGGUCUUCUUCCUCUUCACUGCUCGGGUCUCUGAAACCAAAAUUGAGGGAAAAUGAUGGGGUUUGGGCCUUAUGGUGGUAAUGGAGGUUCAUAUUUGUCACCAUCAUCCUCGAGUUUAUCAGCUUCUGCACCACCUUUCACAAUUGAUCGCUCUGGUCCUAAACCUGCUUCAUGCCCUCUUGUGGAUUUGGCCGAACCAUCUUAUGCUGGUACCGUGAAUUCUUCUAUGUACAAUUGGCUCCCUUCUCUCACACCCACCUCGGAGCCCAAAUUCUUUUCCAGUCCUCAAAUGGAGCACAAUUCUGGGCCAUCUUCAAAUGCGUAUGGAUAUGGAGGCUCACCGGCCGUUGAAUCUUCGAAUUUGAAUACCCAUUUGCCUCAUUUGAGCACAACUGUCUCUGCUUCAGUGGAUGGAUUUUCAUAUGGACUAUCUUCAGACAGUGGGGCGACUGGUUUUGUUGAAGCCAAGCCAUAUUAUCCCUCAUUUUUUUCAUCUGCAGGUCACAAAGAUGGUCCUUUGAGGAGCCCUGAUCAAACUAGUUAUGACUGGUUAUCUACUUCUUCUCGCGUUGCCAGUACCUUGGUCGGGUCUUCUAACAAUGAUCAGCCUAUGAAGCUUUUGGAUUCGACGUAUGCAGGCCAAUGGGGUGACAUGUGGAAUGGAUUUGCAGAAUGGAAGCAGGGUAAACAGGGACAACUUCAUGGAAGUUUCUGCUCCAAGGAAAAUGGUGUGCCUGUUUCACCCAUGUGCGAGAAUUACAUGAACCAAGGUGAAGAAUCUCAUAAUCCCAAGGGCUUGAACAGAGGGGAAGAAGCAUCCUGUGGCCCCAACUUUCGGGCUUUAGAGACGCAUAGUGGAUAUAUGAAUUUGGAUAUGUUGUUAAAUCAAUCAUUCACUGGAAAAACUACCGAUUUCAUGCCUGUGGACCAUUCAAAACCUAUCUUGGGAUCCUUUUCAGGACUUCAAGAAACCCAUCUAAAGUCGCCAUCCUUUAUAUUUGGCACAAAUUCAGGGAACCAUCAAAUUCCUUAUGGAAGUUCAAAUGAGAAGCGCUUGAAACAGAAAGUUAAUAAUAGUGCAUCCACUGUGAAGUCAUCCUCUGCCCUUGUCAUUGGGCCUCCAGCUGUUGGUUCUGGUCUGCCUACAGCAAAUAAUGUUCCUUUUAAAACGUUGAGUUUAGGAAGCAAUACUCAUGCAGAUAUAUCCAGCAAAAUGGCAUGUGGCAUAAAAGAUUCUCAUUCACAACCAAGUUUUGGAGACAAUCUUUGUUUUGAUUCAAGCCGAUUUGGCGAUCCUGUCUCUUCAAGAUCAAUUUUUAGUAAAAAGGAUGAGACACUAAACAAAGAGUGUAUCACUAAUGAUCCCUCGUGUCAAAUGCUGAAAGUGAAAUCUGGACUUCAAACUUCGAAUGUAAGUCAUGAUGGCUUCAAUUUAGACCUUAAUGCUAAUGAAAGCAUCAAUAGUGUUGCAGAUUCAUCUGAGAGUGUUGAGCAUUUUUACCCUUUUGUGGACUCACCUUGCUGGAAAGGAGUUACGCGUUCUUCUCCAUUUGUUGCAUCCGAGGAUGUUACAGAAAUGAGAAAACGGGGAAAGCAAACCUUCCCUUUCAAUACUGGUGAUAAAGUUUCCUCCGAGAAAGCAACUAAAAACAUAAAGUAUCAACAAUUUGGGUGUUUGGAAAAUUCUUCAGAGAUUCCUUUGAAUAUAUCUUCAACUAUAAAUUCAGAAUCUAGAGAAAGAAAAUCAGAUGAUGUUGCAAACCCUGGCUAUUAUUCAGAAACCAAAGGGAUUAAGCACUCUGAUGAGAACCAUGAACAUGGAAGCAGGUCCAUAGGUAGCCCUGACUUGAAAUCUUUUCAGGCCACAAAACAAGAUUUUCGGGGAGAUGGAUUGGCAUCCGAAAAUAUCAAUGACACAGUGCAAUACAGUUCCUUGUGUUUACAUUUCCCUGUUGAACAUGUUAGAUCUCCUUCUGUCAAAGAUGCUUCUUCUAAGCUUACCGAAUCAAAUGAAGGACAGUCAACUCCAACUGUAGAUGUGCUGAUGCUGGUUAAUACAAUAAGUAACUUAUCAGAAUUGUUGCUGUCCCAUUGUACAAGUGGCCUUUACAAAUUGCAACAAAAAGAUCUCGAGUCUGUCCAAAGCACGAUAAAUAAUCUAAGUGUGUGCAUGUCAAAGAAUGCUGAGAAGACGGUUUCAGCACAAGCGCCAACUUCUUCCGAAAAGGACACUUCUGACUGUGCCAGGGAACAAAACAAUAUUCACAAGGGUGUCACUGAGGACAGCCCCAAAUUGACAAAAACCAUAAACCUCAAAGCUCUGUUUGAUGGUCAGAAUCUCGACAAGGGAAAAAGUAAUUUCUUUUCUGGUCAGAAAGAUGAUGAAAUUUUAGAUUCUGCUUCUGUGAAGAGUGAUCUAGACAUGGAGGAUGAAGAUAAAGCUACCCAGGCUUUAAAGAAAGUUCUUGCUGAGAAUUUUCACGAUAAAGAGGAAACAGAGCCUCAAACACUCUUGUAUAAGAAUCUUUGGCUUGAGGCUGAGGCUGCUCUAUGUUCCCUUAAUUACAAAGCUCGAUAUAAUAGGAUGAAGAUGGAAAUGGAGAAAUUUAAGUUGCCUAAUUCUUUUGAUGCACGUGAAAAUAUCAUCACAAUAGAUAUGAAGAAACCAUCAAGUUCUGAGGCAUGUCCUGAUCAAAAUACUGCUGAAUCACCUAAGACUGAGGGUAGUCUAGCCACAAAAAGCCACGAGUCCCCUGUCUUAAGCACCAAUGGUCAAGCUGAUGAUGUGAUAGCUAGAUUUCAUGUACUGAAGUGCCGUCUUGAGAACUCGAAUUCUGAUACCGUUGCUAAUGUGGAUAAACCAUCAAGUUCCCAGUUUUCUUCCGAGUCCACCAAUGCUGUCAAAAUACUUACUGACACACAUGAAGAAAAAGUUGGAAGCCCAAACCCUGAUGUCUCCUUACUGGCUUCUAGCAUGUCUGACACAAAUUCAACAAACAAAUUUGAGGCUUCUGUUCUGGCCAGGUUUCAUAUCCUCAAAUCCCGGGUUGACAAUCAUAUAGUUUCUACAGAAGUGCCACAGUCACCAAAUAUUGUCAAUCUCGGAUAUUCUAGUGAGAAUCGAGAUUGGCCUUAUAUUGGCCAAGAGGCUAGAAGUUCAGAUGUACAGCCCGAACCUACUUUGGAGCAUCGUGAUGCUGACAGCACUGAAGGCCAGUUAAUUGGGAGCGAUUUCGACAUGCUUGUGAAUGAUGAUCCUUCCACGCAAUCUGACAACACCAACAGCAACAGGCUUCAGAAUGAGAAUUUGCUUUACGCAGGUUGGCUCGAUAGGGUGUCAUCAGAUUGGGAACAUGUAAGGAAGGAGGAGUAUGGAUUGCAAGUGCCCACCGCAGCUGGUGAUUAUUACGAAUGACGGUGUUGCCAUUAUGAUGGGAUAAUCUUUGAAAAUCUGUGUUGCUAUAUUUUUGUGCAUAAAAUUUGGCUCCAUUUAGAUUUCCACAACUUGGGUGUUUUAUCAUAAAAUAUUGUUGUUAUAAAUUUUGCACUGUCAAUCACUAUCUUUGUUGAGACCUGGAACCAUAUGAAUGUUAUUAACCAUGUUUAUAUUGUCACAA